CUACUUGACGCGCCGCCAUUGGCUUUGCUCAAUGCCGAUGGAAUGCUUUGUUUUUUUCAUAAAAAAAUAUAAAUAUCCCUAAAGUGAAUCUAUUUUGAGAAUAUAUCGGAAUGUAUGUAGAAGUAUGAUAGGUGACAUCCAGUUAACUAAACGUUUAGUAUUUAUUGCAUUAGUUCUAGGUGUUAUAUUGAUUUUAAAAGAUUACGUGUUUGUUUCACUAUGAGUCAGCAGAGGGUUGCGUACUUUUACAACCCUGAUGUGGGUAAUUUCCACUAUGGGCCCGGACACCCCAUGAAGCCGCAUAGACUCUCAGUCACCCACAGCCUAGUUCUCAACUAUGGGCUCCACAAGAAGAUGCAAGUGUAUAGGCCAUAUCGAGCGAGUGCUCAUGAUAUGUGCCGUUUCCACAGCGAGGAUUACAUAGAAUUCCUUCAGAAUGUCACUCCGCAGAAUAUUCAAACAUAUUCCAAGGAUCUACUGCACUACAAUGUCGGUGAUGACUGUCCAGUAUUUGAGGGCCUCUUCGAUUUCUGUUCAAUGUACACGGGAGCAUCUCUCGAAGGUGCCAUGAAAUUAAACAACAACGCCUGUGAUAUAGCCAUCAACUGGUCGGGCGGUUUGCACCAUGCUAAGAAAUUUGAACCGUCUGGUUUCUGCUAUGUCAAUGAUAUUGUGAUUGCUGUACUGGAACUGCUGAAGUAUCAUCCGAGGGUUCUGUACAUUGAUAUAGAUGUACAUCACGGGGAUGGGGUCCAGGAGGCUUUCUAUCUGACCGACAGGGUCAUGACAGUUAGUUUCCAUAAAUAUGGCAACUAUUUCUUCCCCGGAACCGGUGAUAUGUAUGAAAUCGGAGCUGAGAGUGGGAGAUACUUUUCGGUUAAUGUACCACUGAAGGAGGGUAUAGACGAUCAGAGCUAUGUGCAGAUAUUUAAGCCGGUUAUUUCCAAUGUGAUGGAGUUUUACCGACCAACUGCCAUAGUUCUCCAGUGUGGUGCUGAUUCCUUAGCUGGUGAUAGGCUCGGCUGUUUCUCACUAUCCACACGGGGUCAUGGUGAAUGUGUGAAGUUCGUCAAGAACUUGAAUGUGCCCACUCUAGUCGUGGGCGGUGGUGGAUACACCCUGCGUAACGUAGCCAGAUGUUGGACGUACGAAACGUCACUGCUGGUCGACGAAAAUAUAUCAAACGAGCUGCCGUACACCGAAUAUUUGGAGUUCUUUGCACCAGAUUUUCAAUUGCAUCCAGAGAUUAACAGUACAUCGAAUGCAAACAGCAAGCAGUAUUUGGAAGCAAUAACAAAACAUGUCUAUGACAAUCUGAAGAUGUGUCAACACUCCCCCGCAGUUCAAAUGACGCAUAUACCAGGUGAUUUCCUGCCCGAAGAAUACAGGAUAAAGGAGGAGCCAGAUCCCGACAUCCGAAUCAGUCAAGAGGAAGCGGACAAGAUGGUGGAACCAAAGAAUGAAUUCUUUGACGAUGACAAAGAUAACGACAAGGAAUCUCUGCCGGAGGUCAAGGAACCCUAACAAAAAAACAAAACGAAACGCUCGCGGCCUAUAUGACGGGCGCGAGGCAGGAAAGCCAGGAAAAAGCGAAGUUCUUGAGCUUAGUCUCAAUAUACAUACAUAUAUUGAGAGACAUUGAGUGCUACAUACAUACACAUUAUAACAACUUUGGCUCUAGAAGCUGCGUACUGUGUUGUGUUGUGUGACACUAGCUAUACAGUGACAGUGUUACUUUACAAGAGACGAUAGGUUUGAAGUAAUAUGUGCAUCAGUUUAAGGCAUAACGGAACCAGUUUAUCCCUGCUUAGUAUUUAAUAUUCAAAAAUAUUACAGCUGUAAGCUAUACCCUGUGGAAAAAGUCUUAUAAAUUCUGAUACAAAACAGCUAACCGGGUAUCAGAAUUUAUCAGUUAAAAAAAUAUAAGAAAGAAAAAAAUUCUGAUACAGAUUGCUAUAAGAAUCUAUCAGUUAUGAGAAUUUAUGAGACCGUUUCCACAGGGUAUGUAGAUUUAUGUAUUAAUGGUCUAAUUUACUUAUUUAAGUAAAGUAAUAUCUAAAUUAGGGUUAGUUAAAUGAAUAUUCCUAUUAUAUAUAACAUCCAUAUAUACCGUAAAUAUCCUUCCUCACAGUGAUUGUGUUUAUCAAUAUUUUUAUGUCCAUUGUCCGUUAAAUACAUAUAAAUAUAACAUUUAAUUUAUUUCUAUAGUAAUAAAAAUUCUAUGCAAUAUACACGUGACACGUAGAAAUAAUGUAGGGAUUGUAUUUUAGUACCUAAGCUAGUUUACAUGUAUUGUAAGAAGUGCACAGAAAUUUGUAUUAUACUAAGAUUUUUGCUGUUAGUUUUUCUUCCUUAUCAUAAGCUGUAUAAGGCUAGUACAUAAGUGAGGUGCAUCCAGCGUACCUAUUCAUUUAAUCAUUCAAUUCAAUGUUUUAAAAUGUAUGUGCUAGGUUUAAUAAAGUUCCUCUUGCAUGUUCUGUGUGUGUACUUCAAUAUAUAAGUGGUCGUACAUGUAAGUGUAACUAACAAGCAAUUCGUUUGGCAAAUGGUCUUUGGACGCGAGCGCUGUUCACAAAACGUAUUUAGAUAUAAAUUUGAUAAUUUUCUAUUUGUGAUUUGAUAAUUUUAAGUGUGCAAUUGUAAAUAUAAAACAAAAUUAUAGUAUUACUUCUAACAUUCUAAGACAUUAAGGGUAAGCGAAUGUAUCUAUUAAGACUUUUUUAUUAUUAUAAUAAUAAUCACAUUGUAUUGUCCUCUUAUAUAAGCAAUUAAAACUUCACUGGCAAUAAAUGCUGGAUAGAUUUAAGUAAAAAAAUUUCAACUUUCUUUAAUAUAUUUAUCAAAUUGCUAAGAAUGUGGUUAUGCAUUAUCCUAAUCAUAGUUUUGAGUGCUUUAUUAUUAGUGUAUUGUCGGUGAAACCUUUCAGUUUUAAAAGUAAAUUGUGAGUAAGUUUUAAUAGUAAAUUGUGAGUAAGUUUUAAAAGUAAAUUGUGAGUAAAUUUAAUUUGCAAUGUACUUUAUGAUCCACAAAUGUAUAUGGAGUCUUAAAAUUAUUUAAUGUUUUAGUAGUACCAACAAUGUUUGUCUCUACCCACCAUCGACUGUGCUUUUCAUAUCUCUAAAUACAUAUUACAAUUUUAUUCGA
Molecule: messenger RNA, 3144 nt
Organism: Danaus plexippus (monarch butterfly)
Lineage: Eukaryota; Metazoa; Arthropoda; Insecta; Lepidoptera; Nymphalidae
Gene: HDAC3
Product: histone deacetylase 3
Exons: 7
Coding region: 220-1524 (434 amino acids)
Molecular function (GO): histone deacetylase activity
Source: RefSeq, a predicted model, not a curated record